GCAAAUGUUUUACAUAUGAUCCAAUAUAUACCUCAGAAUCCGAAUGAUUCACGUAUAUUGUUAAGGAUUCCCAUACAUCAGAUGUCAUUGGAAAUGAGAAACUUGGCUAUAACCGUGUGCAUUAUAACGCUCCAUAUGGUAUCUGGACACAGACCAUUUCUAGAGUAUCUGAGAUCACAGGCGAAGAAUAUGGAAAAGGGUCUCGAUUCCAUCAUCAAAGGAACAGGAUACGACCACGGUAAAUGGAAGACAGGCAACAUUGCAUUCUCAGCCCGACAGUCUUCAGCCAGAGCGUACAAACUACACGAGACGUGGAUCUUUGACACAGUUCUUGUAAAUGACGGUAACGCCUACAAUAAGGCUACGGGAACCUUUACAGCUCCUGUUGGCGGAACAUAUGGCUUUACUUGGUCUACACUGACGAGUCCGUCAAAAGCGGCCCAUCCUUUCCUGAGGGUGAACGGUCAUUACAAAGGAUAUACAGCUUUCAACAAUAUGGUAACUUCACAAAGGUUUUGGAGCAGUGGCUCGAACACAAUUCUUGUUCAUCUGAAAAAAGGUGACAAGGUCAACAUUGCAUCAGGGUACCAGGCAGCCUAUGCAAGAGAAAAUUUUUCCUCGUUCUCUGGUUGGAAAAUUUACUAACUGUUGAAUUGCUUUUCAAACAUGCUGAAAUAAAGACUUUUAUAUA
Molecule: messenger RNA, 691 nt
Organism: Ostrea edulis (European flat oyster)
Lineage: Eukaryota; Metazoa; Mollusca; Bivalvia; Ostreida; Ostreidae
Product: heavy metal-binding protein HIP-like
Exons: 3
Coding region: 16-645 (209 amino acids)
Molecular function (GO): protein binding
Source: RefSeq, a predicted model, not a curated record